This is a messenger RNA of Paramuricea clavata, 718 nucleotides long. The record is from the annotation of a GenBank genome assembly. NCBI's taxonomy places the organism in Eukaryota, Metazoa, Cnidaria, Anthozoa, Malacalcyonacea, Plexauridae.
AUGUCGAAAUUUGAACCAGAGCAGUUUAUGGCCAACCCCGAUUCGGGCGUGUUUGAAAAAUUAAAAAAGGAUGACCUAAUGGCGUUAGGAAAGCACUUAAGUUUAGAUGUUAGAACAGCAAUGAAAGUAGAAGAGGUUCGUAGUGUAGUAAGCCAACAUCUUGUUAAAGAGGGUGUCCUUAACGAGCCUGUCUUCCUAACUCCCGCCUCCUCAAGUGAUGGGCCGGACCUCUCGGAAAAGUAUAAAUACGAAUUUGAGCUUAAAAAACUUGAAUUUGAGCGUGAAGAGAGAGAACGAGAGCGAGAGCGUGAGCGUCAGCGUGACGAGCGUGAGGAAAGGGAAAGAGAGAAAGCUCGAGAGUUAGAAUUGCGUAGGCUAGAGUUAGAGCAUGCUUUAGAGCUCAAGAAAUUAGAGUUAGCGGGGGGUUCAGUAGAAGGUCAUCCAGGCACGAGUCGUUCCUCAUCAUUCGACAUAACUAAGCACAUUCGACUCGUUCCGCCAUUCCAAGAACAGGACGUAGAUAAAUAUUUUUUACAUUUCGAAAAAGUAGCAGAAAAUUUGAAAUGGCCAAAAGAACACUGGGCCUUAUUAAUACAGUGUGUUUUGACGGGAAAAGCUCAGGAAAUUUACACCCAGUUGUCCCUAGAGCAGGCAUCAAAUUAUGAUACGGUUAAAGAGGUGAUCUUGAAGGGUUAUGAGUUGGUCCCCGAAGCAUAUC